This is a messenger RNA of Hordeum vulgare subsp. vulgare (domesticated barley), 3771 nucleotides long. Its product is annotated as protein DGS1, mitochondrial-like. The record is from RefSeq and is a predicted model, not a curated record. The transcript has 13 exons. Bases 2006 to 3718 code for a protein of 570 amino acids. Lineage: Eukaryota; Viridiplantae; Streptophyta; Magnoliopsida; Poales; Poaceae. Gene Ontology annotation, cellular component: mitochondrial outer membrane.
UUCAAAUCAUGCAAAUUAGAGUCCAAAACAAAAGCAAAAGCUUUAGGAAAAGUAGAUACGAUGAAGACGUAUCAAAAAUCGAUUUUUACAGGACGAUGCAUAUUGUUAGAAUUGCUCUUACGUGCAAUAAGAAAGGAAGACCGUCCAGCACUGCAAUAAGAAAGGAAGACCGUCCAGCACGGCUGUACUCAGCCCUAGGGUUUGCAUCCCGCCGCCGCCCUUCCUCCCUCUCCCUAUGAAGAUCACUAGUGGCAAGGGCGGUCCCUUGGCGCGCCUCCUCUAUGGUCAUGUGCGUACUAGUUUUGCAGGUGUGGUUGUGAACGUGCAUAUGCAGUCCAGAGUUGCACAGUUGUUAAAAUAUGAAUACUGGUAAAACACGCGCAACAGAGAAGUGAUCAAUCAUCAUGCAUAUCAGAUAGCUGCCAAUCUUACAAGGUGGAAGAUAUGAAACCUACAAAAAUUCUCUUUUAAGGUGACCAUGACAACCAUGAUACUAUUUUGACAUUGACCAUGGGUAAAAUGGCAGCAGUAGUUCUUGAUUUAAUGAAUAUCAAGUUGUUGCCGGCACACUACAUCUUGAAACAAUGGACAAGAGAAGCACGUUCAGGAUCCAUCAAAGAUUGUUAUGGACAGACUGUGGUUGAAAAUCCAAAGUUGGAUGCCAUCACCCGAUACAAUUUUCUUAUACACAUGUGUUGUGAGUUGGCAACUCUAGCAUCCAACUCCAAGGAGUGUUGUAUUUCCAUUGAGAAUGCACUUAUUAGUGCUACUAAGCAAGUGAAAAACUAUUGGGUGCAUGCACAACUAAUGCUGAAGAAAGAUGCCAUGUCGAGGUGACUCAAACAUCAAAUGAAAUGUCGAGUGCUGCAUAGGUGACUGAAAUAUCAAAUGAAUUGUCAAGUGCUACACGCCUGAAGAAAAAAGAGGUUGAGAAGAAAGGCUUUAAAAGAAAAAAAAGGUUUCCUUGAGAGGCAACACAAGAGAACAAGGAAAACACCAUCUACCACCUCAGCAAGAAAAGAAAAAGAAGAUAUUUCCAUCAGCCAACAAGAAGAAAAGGAGAAGGUAAUAUCACAGACUAGUUCGAUAAAGAAAGUUGUCUCAGAAAAAUAAGCAAAACGGGCCAAACCAAUACCGAAUGAAGCAAGCUUUGAAAAAUACGAGUUCAUGGAAAGUUUCACUGAUCUGUUGACAGCUUCUAUUGUUAAAGACAUAGAUGCUGACCCAUUUUGAUGCUUCCAUUUUGGUUGUGGUCGAAAUUAUUUUGAAUGCUACAGUUUGUACUCUGAAAAUGUUCAGAAUGGUAGAGUACAGGUAGCUAGUAAGGUAGGAGUUCCUUUUGUUUGGCACUGUAAGGAUUUCUAUUUUCUUAAGCUGCGACUUGGUGAGACUUUGCGAUUGGCAAUGUGUGGCAAUGUGUAUUACUCCCUCCGAUCUCCGUCCCAAAAUAAGUGUCUCAACUUUGUACUAGCUCUAGUACAAAAUUGUACUAAGCUUGAGACAGUUAUUUUGGGAUGGAAGGAGUACUAUGUAAGAAUCAGUUUUUACACUGAUUUCUAAAAAAUCAGAAACUUGCUCUUACCUGCUGGAGGUGAUGGAGCAAUGAAGCUUCAGUCGAGGGGAUGGAGACGCAGGCUGCGAUGAUGAUGGCGACGAGCCGCCGGAGGCGCGGACGGAGCUGCGGGUGAGGUCCACGAAUCGACGCCGGCGCGGGCAGGUACGCAGGUGGCCAACGGAUCGGCGGCAGCGAAGAGGCGGUGACUGAGCGCGAGGUCCGUGGCCGCGAACCUGCGACGACUGAGCGCGAGGUAGAAGGUCGUCCAAUCGCGGCGGCGCGGGCGAGGCGGCUGAUCAGGGCGGCGCGAGCGAGGCGGCGGUGGCAGAGUCCGGCUGGGAACAGCGACUUUUCUUUACCAAUUAGGAGGGGCGAUUUUUUAGCAGAGUCCGGCUGGAUCCGUGUGCCUUAAUCAAUCCCCGGUCUAUAAAUCCUUCGUAAAACUCCCAUAUGUGUAGGGUCAAGCCGGGACAUCGCUUCGUAACGUCAGAGGAUCCGGCUCCCCCUACGGAGGCCAUGCCGCCGCUGCGUAUACGUGAGUUGCCAUGCCGGAGCGGGCCCGUCAACCACGCUGCCGGCGCUCCGACAGCACCCACUCGUGGAUGGGAUUUCCUCUUCAACCGUCUCUUCGGUGGCCGCCGGCGCCCUGCUCUCCCGCUCUCUGUCCACAGUUCCGUCGAGCUUUCUGCCUGGGAUAUUUAUAAGAUGCCCAUUGGCUGUGUCAUCUUGGAAGAAAUUAUGCAACGCACACUGUCCUAUUUGCGUACUAUUCAGGAAAGUUUAUACUAUUGGAAGUCCAGGGCUCGGGGUUCAAAUUCACAGCAGAUAUAUUUCAUGAUAUUUGAAAGAGGUCCAAGUGCUUUUGUUGAAACAACAUGCCAACGUCUGACUAGACUUGGGAACAACGGAGGUCAGCAGAGCCUUUUAAACUCUGCAAAAGCUAUGAUCUCAACAAACAUUGAUGUCCUAAUGAGUAUUGAGCGCUGCUUGGCUACUUUUCUUGCUGAGGUUUAUUGGAAAGCAGAUAUAUGCAAAGUAGGAUUAAAGGGAAGUCAUCGCGAAUCACUAUAUGCACUAUGUAUCGUCUUGAACCAUGUCUUCCCCAAGUUGGAGGAAUUACAUAGAAAGGAGAGAGAGGGGCAAACUCUUAUAUUCAGACAUGUUGGAAAUCCAUCUGAACUUCAAUUCAAAAGAUUGCCAGAAGUUGACAUUAAUAGUUCACUUUGGACCGAGAGAUUCUCAGAAAGUGCUAUAGGCUUGAUCUAUCAAAACCUUGAGAAGCUAGAUAGUUAUGUUUCCUCUUUGCUUUCAAGGCAUAAAAAACCAACACAUAUGGCCUUAUACUGGUUACCCUACACAUGUGGAGCAAUUGGCUUCUCUUUAUGUUCUGUAUGGCUAUUACGCCAUAGUAGCUUGAUGGCAAGUUCUGACAUCGAUAACUUGGUUCGACAUGCUAAGGAGUCCAUCACUAGAUUCUGGAGUGAUCCUGUUGAACCGAUUGUUUCUGUUGGAGAGGAGCCUUUUGAGGCGAUGACGCUAGCAGAUAGACCUGCAAUGGAAAAACAAUAUGCUGGACAAGCUGAAAAGUCACUGCGCAGGAUACUACUUUCCUUCUCUGAGACACCUCCAAAGGAAAUAGUGCCACAACAUGCAUCAGGGGAAGUGAUGAUGGAGAUCACGAGGUCAAUUCUGGAACUGGAUCAGGUUGUUAAGGAAAAUAAACUGGAUCUUCAGGAGGCAAUAUGGGAUCUGGAUCCAAUUCUUAAGGCAUCAAAGACCAGUGUUGCUCUUCUUGCAUUUGGGCUUCCUCUUCUGCUAGUCUUUCUAGUGCGAACAAGGGUAACGCAUGCCCAGAGUGUAGGGGGAAGAGGUAGCAUUGCGCGGCUCCUUGUUGUUGCAGAGCGAAGGUUUCUGGAAUAUAAGAAAUCCAGUGUAAACGGGGAGGCGGAUGAGGUGAUGUGGAAGUUAGGGUUGACACUUUACUCUCUUGAUAGAUUGUAUGAAGCUGUUGAGUUGCAUGGAAAUGGAACAGACGAGUGGACAUGGUUGAAGGAAUACAUCUUUUGUCUUGCGAAACCUGGUGUGAGCAUGUCAGACAAGCUUGCUGCUCUUUCCCAUGUAAAGGACAUGUAUGACUGCUUAUUUCCGUCGCCAUCGCUGUAACACCACAAUUUUUUAUCAUGUUUUAUUAAUUAAAAUUUUGUCAGGGAUAUUAA